Messenger RNA from Venustampulla echinocandica, 195 nucleotides. RefSeq lists its product as uncharacterized. The record is from RefSeq and is a predicted model, not a curated record. NCBI's taxonomy places the organism in Eukaryota, Fungi, Ascomycota, Leotiomycetes, Helotiales, Pleuroascaceae. The transcript is spliced from 2 exons. The coding region runs from base 1 to 195 and encodes 64 amino acids.
AUGCCUUCCACCUCAGAUAUCUCUACCAAGGGCGCCGAGAACGCCGGUAAUAACCAAGACACUCGCGCCCAGCCAUGGAAGAAGUUUAUCACCAACAAGGAUGGAGAGGCUGAGCCCGCUCGAAGCAGUGACUACAUCACUGUCCGUGCCGUCAAAGGAGAAGAUCAUCACGACUAUACUGCUCAGCUCGGUUAG